ACUGAAGCACUAUUCAGGGCCUCCUACUCCAGAAGAUCAUCAGUCAGGAUGCUGCUCUUCGUUUCUGUGAACAGCAAUGGUGUCCGUGCCCUGUGAGCUCUUCUCCCAGCACCCAGUUCCUCCUCAAGACCCACUGACCUCCUAUGCUUUCCCUCCCACAGUGUGCAAAUACGUGGCAUUGGAGCUGAAAUCUGCCUUUGAAGAGACCGGCAAGACCAAGGAGGUCAUCGACACCAAGUAUGGCUUCUUGGAUGGGAAGGGCGCAGCCGUCAAGUACACACAGUCGGACAUCCGGCUCAUUGAGGUGACGGAGAACAUUUGCAAGAGGCUGUUGGACUACAACCUGCACAAGGAAAGGAGCGGGAGCAACAGAUUUGCAAAGGGUAUGUCAGAGACGUUUGAGACCCUGCACAACCUGGUGCACAAAGGUGUCAAGGUGGUGAUGGACAUUCCCUAUGAGCUGUGGAAUGAGACCUCUGCCGAGGUGGCGGAUCUCAAGAAGCAGUGUGAUGUGCUGGUGGAGGAAUAUGAAGACGUGAUCGAGGACUGGUACCGGCACCACCAGACGGAAGAUCUCUCCCAAUUCCUCUGUGCUGACCGCGUGCUGAAAGGGAAGGAUGCCAGCUGCUUAACAGAGAAGUGGACCGGCAAGAAGGGUGACUUGGCGAGCGCGGGGGAGAAGCCAAGCAAGAAGAAGAGCGGGAAAAAGAAGAAGAAAGUGGGGAAGGAGCAAAGUGAGGGUGCCGAGAGCUUCUCCCCGGAGGAGAGCGGGGUGCAGGAAGCCGCUCCGCUCCCCCACAGCCCCACCGACGAGCUAUAGGCAGCAGCUCGCAAGGACUGAGCGGGGAGAAAGG
This is a messenger RNA of Meleagris gallopavo (turkey), 854 nucleotides long. NCBI's taxonomy places the organism in Eukaryota, Metazoa, Chordata, Aves, Galliformes, Phasianidae. The record is from RefSeq and is a predicted model, not a curated record.